Charadrius vociferus (killdeer) is the source of this 381-nucleotide messenger RNA. It is a transcript of the gene IFT25, whose product is annotated as heat shock protein family B (small), member 11. The coding region runs from base 1 to 381 and encodes 126 amino acids. Gene Ontology annotation, biological process: intraciliary transport. The transcript has 4 exons. Gene Ontology annotation, cellular component: cilium; centrosome; intraciliary transport particle B. The record is from RefSeq and is a predicted model, not a curated record. Lineage: Eukaryota; Metazoa; Chordata; Aves; Charadriiformes; Charadriidae.
AUGGUUAUAGAUGGAAAGCUGCAGGUGGGGGUUUUGUCCUGUUCUCUCCACAGAAGUUCAGAAACUUUUUGGACGACGACAGGCAUGUUCCCACAGGAAUUCAUUAUUGGUUUUCCUAAAUGCGUAAAAAUCAGCAAAGUCGCAAUCCAGUGUUACUUGGUGCGGACCUUGAGGAUUGAAAAAAGUGUAUCUAAAGACCCAGUAGGUUUUGAAGAGUGCAUUGAAAAAGAUUUGCAACACACAGAAGGACAGCUUCAAAUGGAAGAAUUUCCACUUCCUGAUUUCCAAGCAACUUACUUGCGUUUCAUCAUCAAAUCUGCCUUUGAUCAUUUUGUAUCAGUGCACCGGGUGAUGGCAGAGGGCACUGCAGAAAACACUUAA